AUGGAACAGUAUGUCCAAGGGAACAUAUUUAUUCUCUUGAAGAGGAGGAGUAAGAGAUCUAAACAGUCAGAUCAACCAUCAUACACUGAGAUGAAGAGCUUCUCAUAUGCUGAUCUAGCCAAAGCGACAAAUGGUUUCUCUCCAGACAAUUUGGUUGGCUCAGGGGCAUACGGAUCAGUAUACAAGGGUGUACUUGAGUGUGAAACAAAUGGAAUGAUUGCUGUCAAAGUUUUCAACCUUGACCAACUUGGAGCACCAAAAAGCUUUGUUGCCGAGUGUGAGGCCUUCAGAAACACUCGUCAUCAUAAUCUUGUAAGGGUGAUUUCUGCAUGCUCAACAUGGGACAACAAGGGGAAUGAUUUCAAGGCUCUUAUUAUUGAAUACAUGGCUAAUGGCACCCUAGAGAGCUGGAUUUAUUCAGAAACAAGAAGACCGUUGAGUUUGGGCUCCAGAUUAACAAUAGCAGUGGACAUAGCUGCUGCACUGGAUUAUUUACAUGACAGUUGUGUGCCCCCUAUAGUCCACUGUGAUUUGAAGCCUAGCAAUGUGCUUUUAGAUGAUGCCAUGGGUGCCCGUCUCAGUGACUUUGGGUUAGCUAAGUUCCUUCAAAGUCAUAACUCUUCAAAUACUAUUACUUGUACAAGCUUAGCAGGACCGAGAGGAUCAAUUGGAUACAUUGCACCAGAGUAUGGCAUCGGGAACAUGAUCUCAACAGCGGGCGAUGUCUACAGCUAUGGAAUUGUCAUCCUAGAAAUGCUCACGGGGAAAUGGCCAACAGAUGUAUUGUUCAAGAAUGGCCUGAGCCUUCAGAAAUUCGUGGGAAAUGCAUUCCCCGAAAAGAUCUGUGAGAUACUUGAUCCUAAUAUCAUCGGAGACGAAGUUGUGGACCAUGGAAAUCAUGCAAUGGUGGGGAUGUUGAGCUGCAUUAUGCAGCUUGUUCAGCUUGGUCUCUCAUGCUCCACGGAGACACCAAAAGACCGACCGACAAUGCCGGACGUCUAUGCAGAAGUCUCCGCAAUCAAACGAGAAUAUUCAGCAUUGCGUGUCAAGGAAUAG
Molecule: messenger RNA, 1056 nt
Organism: Triticum aestivum (bread wheat)
Lineage: Eukaryota; Viridiplantae; Streptophyta; Magnoliopsida; Poales; Poaceae
Product: receptor kinase-like protein Xa21
Exons: 3
Coding region: 1-1056 (351 amino acids)
Biological process (GO): protein phosphorylation
Cellular component (GO): membrane
Molecular function (GO): ATP binding; protein kinase activity
Source: RefSeq, a predicted model, not a curated record